Molecule: messenger RNA, 882 nt
Organism: Salvia splendens (bonfire salvia)
Lineage: Eukaryota; Viridiplantae; Streptophyta; Magnoliopsida; Lamiales; Lamiaceae
Product: protein MAIN-LIKE 2-like
Exons: 3
Coding region: 1-882 (293 amino acids)
Biological process (GO): meristem maintenance; meristem development
Source: RefSeq, a predicted model, not a curated record
AUGGAUUGUGGAGAGUCGAUGAAGGUCGGCAAUGAGCUUAUCACGACUUUGAUUGAGCGUUGGAGGCCGCAGACACACACUUUCCAUCUAUUGAUUGGAGAGGCGACGGUGACCUUAGAAGAUAUACAAGCCAUUUGGGGCUUGAGAGCGGACGGUCGCGUUUUCACAGGCCGUGACCAUCAUGUCGGAUAUCCCGAUUGGCCUAGCAAGUGCCGAGAUUUGUUGGGAUGGAUACCAGAUACAAACACAGAGACAAAGCAAGGCGGUUUGCUGAUGACCGCUUUGAUCAACCAAACGAGGAUAUCUUUGGGUGAUGACCUACCUACAUAUGUAUACAUCCAAAUGGCACGUAUCCAUGCCCUAAUUUUGUUAGGAGGACUCAUUCUACCAGACACCACGGGGUGUAAGGUUCCUUUUAUGUGGUUGAAUGCAUUUGAGGAUCCGGACGAGGUGCAGAAUAUUAGUUGGGGAAGUGCGGCUUUAUCGUACCUAUAUCAUUAUCUGUGCGAGACUUCCAUGGAUAAGAGUAAAGAGUUGGGCGGGCCUAUGAUGCUUCUGUGGAAAGGAACUACGCAAAUAGGAAAUGCUCCUAGAUAUUCGGUUGAGCAUUACCGUGAUCAAAUAUCCCCGGUUAGACCUGACCAGUUUCUGUGGACGCCAUAUGCACAUUGCAUACUGACUGACUACUGCAGUGAUGUGAAUGGAUGCUCCUUGUGCGACACUUACUUGGUGUGUUGGGCUUAUGUCGAGGCACAUGAGGCUGGACGAGUGCGCCGACAGUUUAAUCGGUACCAGGAUAUUCCUCAAUUUGUAGAUAGGAUGCUAAAAAAUGCCGAUCAUUUGGGCAAAAAUGAUCGGCAUGGUAAGAAGGGUAACAAUUAG